UCACUGAGACGGCAGGGCGCCUGGAAACAGGUUUCAACAGCGCAGAGCAGAGAGAGGCUAUCAGGUUUGUCGGUCAGCUAGAGCAGCAGAAGAACAUUGCGGAGUCCGGACCUGUGUGUUGUGUAUAUUAGGUCGGAUUUUUUUCUCAAAAUUCUGUCAGCGAUAUUUUUUGAUUUUGGGGGACCUUCAAAAUCUCUGCGCAACGGCGGGAGAAGCAAAAACAACCAAAAGUUACGCAGGAGGGGAGUACAUUUACAAGGAAAGAAAAACCCAACAAAGAAAGGGAGCGGGGAAGUAGUUUCUCGCUAGCUGGCGAGCUAGCUAGUUUUGGAAGAAACCGCAAAGAAAGUAUGUCUGUGGCCGUGCGUAAUGCUUUCGCAAUGGAUUAUAACAGAGUACUGUGUAUAUUUUUGCAGGUUUUUUUAUUGAUCAGUUUAGGAUCUAUAAGGGUAAAUGGACAGUAUGGCGACCGGGGAAUGUCUAUUCCGGAGCACGGCUUUUGCCAACCGAUUUCUAUUCCACUUUGUACGGACAUCGCAUACAACGAGACCAUCAUGCCAAAUUUACUAGGACACACAAACCAGGAGGAAGCAGGGCUCGAGGUACACCAGUUUUACCCGCUUGUGAAAGUUCAGUGUUCUCCUGAUUUAAAGUUUUUCCUCUGCUCCAUGUAUGCGCCUGUGUGCACGGUGCUUGAGCAGGCGCUUCCCCCGUGCAGGUCACUGUGCGAGAGGGCGAGACAGGGCUGCGAGGCGCUCAUGAACAAAUUCGGUUUUCAGUGGCCGGAAAGGCUCGUGUGCGAGUCUUUCCCGGUUCACGGAGCGGGCGAGCUGUGCGUCGGUCAGAAUAUGUCGGGUCAAAGCACACCGGUCAAUCCCACCCCCGAUGUAACGGAGCCUCCGUAUGAUACUGGGAUUGUAAAAGGACAGUUCAAGUGCCCGGCUUCGCUGAAAGUACCCACUUAUUUGAAUUACCGUUUUCUCGGUGAGGAUGACUGUGGCGCACCGUGCGAGCCAAAGAAAUCUAACGGAAUGAUGUACUUCAGCGAAGAAGAGUUAAAAUUCGCCAGGAUAUGGAUAGUAAUCUGGUCCGUGUUAUGUUGUGCAUCCACGUUAUUUACCGUUCUAACCUAUCUGGUGGACAUGAAGCGCUUCAGCUACCCUGAGCGUCCUAUUAUCUUCCUAUCCGGUUGCUACACCAUGGUAUCCAUUGCCUACAUAGCUGGAUUUCUCCUUGAGGACAAGGUGGUUUGCAAUGACAGGUUUGACAACGACAUUAGGACUGUGGUGCAGGGUACCAAAAAGGAGGGUUGUACCAUCCUCUUCAUGAUGUUGUAUUUUUUCAGCAUGGCCAGCUCCAUCUGGUGGGUCAUCCUGGCCCUCACCUGGUUCCUGGCAGCAGGGAUGAAGUGGGGUCACGAAGCCAUCGAGGCCAACUCGCAGUACUUCCACCUGGCGGCGUGGGCUGUGCCCGCCAUUAAGACCAUCACUAUCCUGGCGGUGGGACAGGUGGACGGGGAUGUCCUUAGCGGCGUGUGCUUCGUGGGCAUCAACAGCGUGGACGCUCUCCGAGGCUUCGUCCUGGCGCCGCUCUUUGUCUACCUCUUCAUCGGCACCUCGUUCCUCCUGGCCGGCUUCGUGUCUCUGUUCCGGAUCAGAACCAUCAUGAAGCACGACGGCACCAAGACGGAGAAGCUGGAGAAGCUGAUGGUGAGGAUAGGGAUCUUCAGCGUGCUCUACACCGUCCCCGCCACCAUCGUCAUCGCCUGCUACUUCUACGAGCAGGCCUUCCGGGAGCAGUGGGAGAGGACGUGGAUCAGCCAGACGUGUAAGACGUACGCCGUGCCCUGUCCGGCCCACCCACACCCCAACAUGAGCCCCGACUUCACCGUCUUCAUGAUCAAGUACCUCAUGACUCUGAUCGUGGGGAUAACGUCCGGGUUCUGGAUCUGGUCUGGGAAGACCCUCAACUCCUGGAAGAGGUUUUAUACGAGACUGGCUAACAACAACCAGGGAGAGACCACAGUGUGAAUGGUCUGAGUGGGGUGAGACCUCUGGAUGUACUUUAGCCUAUGCUGGGUGUCCCCCACACACAUAAAAAACUGUUUAUUUACAGACUGAAUGAAUGAUAAUCGUUUUUGGACUUAAUUGCCAUGCAGAGACACUCAUUGGUACAUUAUGUUUCUAUUGUACAUAAAACAUUUUGUGAGAUUUUUGUAAGUAUAUAUUUGUAUUUAAAGAUCAAAAUUCUCUUUUUUAGUUGUUUCCCUCUAUUAAAACCAACAUUUAUUUGACACACUUUGAGCAUAAUGGAAAUGGACCUUGGUGAUAACUGAGCAUCUAGCAUUAAGGACGUGAUUGUCUUAGGACCUGAGUUGGCUUGGUCACUGUUGGGAGAGGGUUGUAGCUGUCUUUGAUCAGUAGACUGGCUCGGAACAUUGUUUCUAUGUCCUGUGAAAAACAAUUGCUUCCUCGUGGGUCCUUAUCCCCCAUUAUACUGUUGUUCUUUCUGUCCAACUGUUCUCUUCUAUUCAACAUAUUUCCAAUGCCUAAAUGCCUGGCAUUUGAAGGUUAACAAUAUGAUCAACAUGUAUUUUAAAACGAGGUAUAGGUUUGGGAUUAUGUGUUCAACAUAUUUCUAAAUGCCUUGGAUUUGAAGGUUAACAAUAUGAUCAACAUGUAUUUUAAAACGAGGUAUAGGUUUGGGAUUAUGUGUUCAACAUAUUUCUAAAUGCCUUGGAUUUUAAAGGUUAACAAUAUGAUCAACAUGUAUUUUAAAACGAGGUAUAGGUUUGGGAUUAUGUGUUCAACAUAUUUCUAAAUGCCUUGGAUUUGAAGGUUAACAAUAUGAUCAACAUGUAUUUUAAAACGAGGUAUAGGUUUGGGAUUAUGUGUUCAACAUAUUUCUAAAUGCCUUGGAUUUGAAGGUUAACAAUAUGAUCAACAUGUAUUUUAAAACGAGGUAUAGGUUUGGGAUUAUGUGUUCAACAUAUUUCUAAAUGCCUUGGAUUUGAAGGUUAACAAUAUGAUCAACAUGUAUUUUAAAACGAGGUAUAGGUUUGGGAUUAUGUGUUCAACAUAUUUCUAAAUGCCUUGGAUUUGAAGGUUAACAAUAUGAUCAACAUGUAUUUUAAAACGAGGUAUAGGUUUGGGAUUAUGUGUUCAACAUAUUUCUAAAUGCCUUGGAUUUGACAGUUAAAAAUACAAUCAGCAUUUUUAAAACAAGAAAGUAGGUAUAGGUUUGGGAUUGUGUGCACAUGUACUGUGUAGCCUACAUGAUAUGAAUCCUCUAAAUACAAAUGUUUUCAUAACCUCCAGUACUUUAAGCUAGAAUGAGAACAUUUAGGCCCAAAUUUAGCCCAAAUACUUUCACCAAAUUUAAAAGCCGUCUUUUGGUGAUUAGAACAACAUAUUUCAAAAGAAUGAAAGUAAACCAUUUGCAGGAUCUUUUCAACAUUUUGUUUAUGUGUUUCAGACAUCCUUGCUGCCUAUUAACACAGAACAGACACACGUUGUUUGUGCCUUUUGUUGACCUAUUUGAGCACUUUGAGGAGAAAUACUAGCCUGGUCCCAGAUCUGUUUGUGUUGUCUUGCCAACCCCGAAGGACCAUAGGAGUAGGCAGGACAGCACAAUCGGGUCUUGGACCAGGCUAGGGGAAUACAGAAUGCUGGACAGAGACAGCUCAGACUCAGAGGUGGGCUACGUAACACAUCAACUGCACUCCCUAAUGCUUUCUCACAGACAGACAGCUGAAAUACCAAUCCUUCAUUGAUGAACAAGCUGAAAUACGUAGUAGCCUACUCUACAGCCGGCUGUAUAAUUGGCUUAUAAAAACUGAAAACAAAUGAAUAAUUGAAGGAGAUAGAGCAGUGCGUUUUGUCAUUUCAGACCUACAGGUAAUCAGAGUCAGAAAAUGAAUAUUCCCCACAAGGUAAUUGUUGGCAAAAUGUGGCCGUUUUUUUUUUUUUUUUUUUCCCGAUUGGCCCAGGUGGCAGCUUGAAGCAGUCCCCUUUCACCCCUGAGUCAUUUCUCUCCUGGUUAAAUGUGUGCUUGUGUGUGUGUGUGUGUGUGUGUGUGUGUGUGUGUGUGUGUGUGUGUGUGUGUGGGUGGGUGCUAACCAUGCAGGAUGAGCAGCUGACUUUAUGCUUUAUAAAGGAAGACACCGUGAUCUGUCCCCACCUCACGCUUCUUCUGUUAUGUUCUUGUCAAAUGCAUGAAAGUUAUUUUACCCUAAAUGCAUGGAUGGCUCUCUAUUAAACCACAUGUUCAUGCCUUUCACAUCUAUUAUGUUUCAUUCUGCUAUUCUGCAUUUGUUUGUUAUUAAAAACAUUAUAUUUAUAGAAAAAUGUCUUUAUAUCCACACUGCUUACUUUAAAGAAUAAAAAAUCCAACCUUUGCA
Messenger RNA from Oncorhynchus tshawytscha (Chinook salmon), 4399 nucleotides. Its product is annotated as frizzled-1-like. Lineage: Eukaryota; Metazoa; Chordata; Actinopteri; Salmoniformes; Salmonidae. The transcript has 2 exons. Gene Ontology annotation, cellular component: plasma membrane. Gene Ontology annotation, biological process: canonical Wnt signaling pathway; non-canonical Wnt signaling pathway. The record is from RefSeq and is a predicted model, not a curated record. Gene Ontology annotation, molecular function: Wnt receptor activity; Wnt-protein binding. Bases 351 to 2030 code for a protein of 559 amino acids.